UGGCAACUCAGAAACAUGGAAGACAUGUCCAUAGCUGACACUGGUUCACAUGCAGUUUCAACUAACCCAGACGUGAACAGAGAGAGACAGAUUAAAAGUUCAAGUACUCCUUUCUGUCUCUUUCCGGCGUUCAAGAUGUCGAGAGGACGUGGUGGGUCCUCUGGGACUAAAUUCCGGAUCUCCUUGGGGCUUCCGGUGGGCGCCGUGAUCAACUGUGCUGACAACACAGGAGCCAAAAAUUUAUAUAUCAUCUCCGUGAAGGGUAUCAAGGGACGACUGAACAGGCUUCCUGCUGCUGGUGUGGGUGACAUGGUGAUGGCCACAGUCAAAAAAGGUAAACCAGAGCUCAGAAAGAAGGUACAUCCAGCGGUGGUAAUUCGACAACGAAAGUCAUACCGGAGAAAAGAUGGUGUAUUUCUAUAUUUUGAAGACAAUGCUGGGGUCAUUGUAAACAAUAAAGGGGAAAUGAAAGGUUCUGCCAUCACAGGACCAGUUGCAAAGGAGUGUGCAGACUUAUGGCCCAGGAUUGCAUCCAAUGUUGGCAGUAUUGCAUGAUCCUUCAGUGUAUUUGUAAAAAAUAAAAACUUACUUGUUCCC
Molecule: messenger RNA, 597 nt
Organism: Erinaceus europaeus (western European hedgehog)
Lineage: Eukaryota; Metazoa; Chordata; Mammalia; Eulipotyphla; Erinaceidae
Product: large ribosomal subunit protein uL14-like
Exons: 2
Coding region: 16-555 (179 amino acids)
Biological process (GO): translation
Cellular component (GO): ribosome; cytosolic large ribosomal subunit
Molecular function (GO): structural constituent of ribosome; large ribosomal subunit rRNA binding
Source: RefSeq, a predicted model, not a curated record